Molecule: messenger RNA, 924 nt
Organism: Cotesia congregata
Lineage: Eukaryota; Metazoa; Arthropoda; Insecta; Hymenoptera; Braconidae
Source: the annotation of a GenBank genome assembly
AUGAUGCUCAAAGAAAGUCAAAACAGAGAAAGGAAAGGAGAAUAUGCAAAAGUGAAGAAGGUGUACAAAAAGACGAUCGAAGAAGCGAAAGAAAAGUGGUGGCAGGAGAAAAAGAGAUACACAAGAUCAGCAGAUGCUCCGGAAAGUCUGAGUAAAAUGUUGAGGGAGUUAGAAAAAUAUGUGGACAAAAACGAAUUAAGAGUGAUCGCAAAAAAGACAAAGAUAAUAAUGUUUGGAAAUGAUGGAAAGGAAGUGAACAAAAGGUGGUGCUACAAAGGCGAGAAACUUGAAGUUGUAAACAGUUUUAAAUAUUUGGACUAUGCCUUUACCACCAAAAAUAGCCAUAGUAAUCACAUGGAAGUGAUGAAAAAUAAAGCCAAUAAAGUGGCCAAUGCGACAUGGGAAGUGAUAAACAAAACGGAAAGAAAUAACAUAAAAGACAGGAUGUACUUAUAUAACACUGUAGUGACAGCAGAAUGUCUUUAUGGUGUCGAAAUAUGGGGAAAUGAAAAAAUAGGUGGGAAGAUAAUAAUGGAGAAUAAGCUAUUGAGAAUAGCUAAUCAACCAACGGUUCCGGGAAAGAAAAACAAGAACGAUGACGACAAUACGCUAAAUAAUGACACAGAAAAGAAUAAAUCGAGAGAAAUUACACCUAACUUUGAGGAAAGGACGAUUAGAAAUAAAAAAAAAGACAACGAACCAAGUGAUCAAGAUAAAAAUCAAGGAAAUAAUACGAAUAGCAGUGACAAAGAAGAUGAUCAGGCACUUAACUUAAGAGAAAUAAAACACGUUACGUCCGGUAAUAAUACCGGAGUGACAAACAAUGGAGAAGUAACAAAAAACAAUGAAGAAUUCGAUGAUGAUGACGAUGAUGAUUAUGAUAUUGUUGACGGAAUCGUUAAUUCCGAAGAACGGUUGUGCUAG